This is a messenger RNA of Guillardia theta CCMP2712, 1371 nucleotides long. RefSeq lists its product as hypothetical. Lineage: Eukaryota; Cryptophyceae; Pyrenomonadales; Geminigeraceae. The record is from RefSeq and is a predicted model, not a curated record. The transcript has 4 exons. Bases 1 to 1371 code for a protein of 456 amino acids.
AUGCGUCGCCAGAAGUGGGGGAGUAUUCUUCACAAGUGCCUCCUGCGUCUUGCCGCCUCUCGCGCAUGGUCGACCUCCUCGGCCCCCUCUCGACUGCUCCUGGCGGUCGGGUUGCGAUGUGAAGAGCAGUGGAAGUACAGGAUGGCGUUGAGGAGGGAGGCAGUGACGGAGCACAUCCCACAAAGCCUUCGGAGGACGAGGCUGUUCCUGUCUGACGGCUUGAUGCACUUCGAGGACGUCGAGCGGUACCAGGAAGGGACGAACAUGUAUGCCGUGCUGGAGAAGAAGAGCUGGGAACUGCGGAUCGGGGAGGAGGAGUUGGAGACAGCAGAGUCGAAGCUGAGGGUCCUGUUUGAGUAUGAGGAGAGCUUGACAAGGGGAGAGGAGGAAGACUGGGAAAAGCGAGAAAGAUGGCCUCGCCUCGCCUCCCCUACUCUCCUCUCCCCUAAAACGUACCAAAAAAGAGACAAGGAUGUCAUCGGGUUGCACGAAGACAUCAAGUGGUUGGUACGAAGACAUCAAGCGGUUGGUACGAAGACAUCAAGCGGUUGGUACGAAGACAUCAAGCGGUUGGUACGAAGAUAUCAAGCGGUUGGUACGAAGAUAUCAAGCGGUUGGUACGAAGACAUCAAGCGGUUGGUACGAAGACAUCACGGCACUGAACCAAGUGGUUGGUACGACUCUGAAGACAUCAAGUGGUUGGAAGCCAACGACAGAUGGGUCGAGGGGGAAAGGCCCUGGCGCAAGGCAAUGGGCGAGGUAGGCGAGGACAGACGCGACGAGAAUGCGAACGGAGGGAGAAAGGAGGAAGUGAGCCGUCGAGCAGUCAGGCUGAGCGUGCGGGUGGAGCAGAAGCAGGAGGAGGAGGAGGAGGAAGGAGAGGCGCAGAAUGCAAACGAGAGCUCUCCGAUUUCACCAUGGAAGUUGCGGUGGAAUGCGGCUAUCCGUUCGCUGGAGAGGAGAGCGAGUCGUGUGAGGAGCGUGAAGCAACUGAGUCACAAGACUCGCUGCACUCCUGAGCGGCAGGACGGCGCUGAAGUUGUUGCUGGAGUCGCACAGGCCGGAGUUCAUGCAGAGACAAGCCCUCCCCGCUCAAGUAGUGCUCCUCCUUCGAAGGAGGCAGAGCGAAAGGACGAGCUGCGGGAGAAGAAGAAGAAAAAGCCGCGGACAAAAAGCAUCUCCCCAAGGAAAACAAAGAACAGAGCUGAACUGCUCUCUUCAAGGGAAAAGGGAAAGCAGUAUCAUAGCAAGGCAGAGAAGCAGAAACACUUGAAGGCUCUCACCUCGCCGCUGGGAGCCGCAGAGCACUGCCUGGGGCGGGCCCGGCUCAGUCGGCCCAUGCGUACUAGAAGAGCAGAUGCGUACCUAUAG